AUGUUUAAUUCGAAACUGGCAAGAUGGGGAGGUCUUGUUAUUUGUCUUUUAGUUUUGGGAGGAAUUUUAAUGAAUUCCAGUCAUAUAUUAAAGAAGAAACCAUUUGGUUUAUUAGGAGGUUCGAAUACUUCUAAUACGAAAGUAACGACAAAUAAUCCGACAACAACAACACCAACACCAACAACUCCUACAACAACACCAACAUCAAAUAACAACAUUGAAGAUACAGUUGAAAUUUCCCGAUUGGAAUUGGAAGAAUUAAAGAUCAGUGCACAAUCGUGUAAAGUUCUGAAACAUUUUUCAAUUGUUUUAAUUGAUACUGGAGGCGAGGUACAUAAGAAAAUUAGACAAUUGGUUGGUUCAAUCCAUCGUUAUCAUGAAUAUGAAUUAUUAAUUUAUAUUUAUGGAUUGGAUCUUGAUGAAGCUGCCAAAGGUGAAAUUCAUAUUUGGAGAAAUGUUGAAUAUUGGGAUAUUAGAAGUAUUUAUCAAGUUUCUACUAAUGUUGAUAGAACUGAGAAGAUUAUUGCAGAAUAUUGGAAACCUGUGAUAUUUAAACAUAGUGUUGAACGUUUGGGAAAGUUUGUUUACAUUCAACCAGGUUAUUAUCUUUCACAAAAGUUGGAAGUUGAUGCCAUUGAUGAAUAUUUGGAAAGACAUGGCAGUUUUUAUGCAUCGCCUGAGUGUAAGGAUGCAUUGUCUAGUGAGAAAUAUCUGGCCAUUGCUUCAACUUUUGAUGUCGCCAUGCAUGGUAUUCAAUUCAAUUCUUAUGCCUAUAAGAAUAUUUAUACACCAUUGUAUGAUUGUGCUAGAGCUCAUUGUUCUCAAAUUCAAAUGAAGGAUUUGGAUGCUGAUAAGUUUAUUUCUCUAUCAGAUGAUUUGAAAUUAUCUGUUUUCUGUCAGGAUAUCACAAAGAUUACCAAGUCAUUAGUUAGUACACCACCUGGAGAGAGUGCUUGUUACAUUAUUAAUAGAGAAGAUUUUAUACUUUCUGGAACUCAAUUACCAGGUAGCCCACAAAAGUCAUGGCUUGCCUUUACACCUUCAAAGGAUGACAAUGGAAUCAUCAAACAACCAGAUGAUAAGAGAAUUCAUGUUGCAUUGGGUAUACCAACAACUUCAAAGGGACACAACCAUGUAACUGAAAACCCACUGUUCAAAGUCUUGUUACCAUCUCUCAAAAACACAAUAGGAAAGAAGGGAACUGAGGAAGGCGACAAGUAUGUUUACAAACUCUAUUUGGCUAUUGAUCGUGGUGAUCCAGUUUACGAUAAACCUGAAAAUCAAAAGCAAUUCAAAGAGUUAGUGAACAGUAUGAUGAGUGAGUACAAUUUCCACUUCCAAAUCAUUAGGGUUAUCAACUCAUAUGGUUGGGUUCCAAUGCUUUGGAAUACAGUUUUCCAUCAUUCUAUUGAUGAUGGUGCCGAUUACUUUUAUCAACUUAAUGAUGAUGUUAGGUUUAUUACUCCUGGCUGGACUCAGACACUUAUUGAUAGACUGGCCAAAAAUCCUGUCAGAUCUAAUUUUGGUGUUACAGGACCAACUGAUGAAGGAAACAGAUCAAUAUUAACACAAGCUUUCGUCCAUCGUACCCACCACAAGAUAUUCGGCUAUUUCUAUCCAUAUGUCUUUAAGAAUUGGUUCAGUGACGACUGGAUUUCACUAGUUUACAGAGAUUAUCAUUCAUACUUUAAGGAUCCUCAUCAACCAAUGGUUCACAAUCAACAAACAUUUGGUACUAGAUACGAUGUUUGUAAUGCUAAUGGUAGAGAAAACUUGAAUAAGGUUCUUCAAUCAUCUAAGAUCAAAAUUAAGGAAUAUUUGGAAUCACACAAAGAGUAAAAGAGUAAAUAUAUUGAAAUUUUUAAGU
This is a messenger RNA of Naegleria gruberi, 1867 nucleotides long. RefSeq lists its product as uncharacterized. The record is from RefSeq and is a predicted model, not a curated record. The coding region runs from base 1 to 1839 and encodes 612 amino acids. NCBI's taxonomy places the organism in Eukaryota, Heterolobosea, Eutetramitea, Acrasida, Naegleriidae. The transcript has a single exon.